AUGGCAAACCGUCGACACCUUGCCAUGCUUCCUCUCCUCUUCCUCACCCUGCUCCCGCUCUUGACGAAUGCCUACGAGACAACCCCAAAACCAGCAGCGAAGGUGACCGAUGUGGUGGUGGAAGGCCUCGUCUACUGCCAAAGCUGUGAGAACUACGGGUCGUGGCACCUGAACGGAGCUAAGCCUAUUAAAGCGGCCACCAUCGGCGUCAUCUGCAAGGAUCACAGAAACCGAAUAAGCUACUACAAGGCGUUUAAUACUGAUAAAAAUGGUUACUUCUACGCGGAGCUUAAGGGAUUCAAGAUGAGCCACUCUUUCUUGGAUCAUCCCCUGCAUUCAUGCAAAGUAAAACUGGUGUCUUCUCCUCUCAAAACCUGCAAUCUUCUCACUAAUGUCAAUUAUGGACUCAACGGUGCUCCACUUCGCUAUGAAGACAAGAGGAUCAUCGGAAGUAACUACGAGGCAGUGAUAUACGCUGCGGGUCCACUGGCUUUCCGCCCGAAUAAUUGUGUUCAAAAGGAGGAACCCGAUGUUAAUUAUUAG
This is a messenger RNA of Salvia splendens (bonfire salvia), 543 nucleotides long. RefSeq names its product non-classical arabinogalactan protein 30. The transcript has a single exon. Bases 1 to 543 code for a protein of 180 amino acids. Gene Ontology annotation, cellular component: cell periphery. The record is from RefSeq and is a predicted model, not a curated record. Lineage: Eukaryota; Viridiplantae; Streptophyta; Magnoliopsida; Lamiales; Lamiaceae.